AUGAAGACGACUUGGAAAGAUAUUGCCCCGGUGCCAACUUCUCAAGAAUUUAUUGAUAUUGUCUUGAGUCGAACUCAACGAAGACUGCCCACGCAGAUUCGAGCGGGCUUUAAAAUCAGCAGAAUUAGAGGAUUCUACACUCGAAAAGUAAAGUUCACCUCCGAGACAUUCUGCGAAAAACUCCAGGCCAUUUUAGAAGGAUUUCCCCGGCUGCAAGACAUUCAUCCGUUCCACAAAGAUCUGCUCAAUACACUCUACGAUGCCGACCAUUUCAGAAUAGCCUUGGGUACCCUCUCAACAGCCAAGAGACUGAUUGAAACCGUUGCAAGAGAUUACGUUCGACUGCUCAAGUAUGCACAAUCCUUGUUCCAAUGCAAGUCCCUCAAGCGUGCGGCUUUGGGACGCAUGGCCACGAUAUGCAAAAGAUUAAAGGACCCGCUAGUCUACCUGGAGCAAGUUCGACAGCAUCUUGGACGUCUUCCCAGUAUUGAUCCCAAUACCCGAACUCUUCUCAUCUGCGGAUACCCGAAUGUUGGAAAGUCCAGUUUCCUCCGGUCUGUUACUAGAGCAGAUGUCGAUGUACAGCCAUAUGCAUUCACAACCAAAUCACUGUUUGUGGGACAUUUCGACUACAAGUAUCUCCGAUUUCAAGCAAUUGACACACCUGGAAUUCUGGACCAUCCUCUAGAAGAGAUGAAUACCAUUGAAAUGCAGUCGAUCACAGCAAUUGCCCAUUUACGAUCUGCUAUUCUAUACUUUAUGGAUUUGUCAGAGCAAUGUGGUUAUUCCGUCUCUGCACAGUUGGCUCUAUUCACUUCCAUUAAACCCUUAUUCGCCAACAAACUUGUGUUCAUCGUGAUCAAUAAGACGGAUGUCAUGAAGCCCGAAGACCUUGAUCCCGACACACAGAAAGAACUCAACGAUGUCCUGACCCAAAACUCAAACACUGAGCUUCUACAGCUGUCUUGCAUCACAAAUGAUGGUGUACAAGAAGUGAAGAACACAGUCUGUGAUCGACUGAUCGCGGAGCGGGUAGCUUCCAAACUGAAGGCUGGACAAGCCGCACAGUCUUCCACUGCGGACGUCCCCACUGGCCGCCUGGGUGAUCUCCUCGCCAGAAUUCACGUUGCCCGUCCCCUUGAGGGCGCUGUCAGCGAGACCUACAUCCCCGAAGCCGUCAAGAACGGCACAUACAAGAAAUACGACAAAGAAGAUCCCGAGCGCAAGAAGCUGGAGCGCGAGCUCGAGGAAGAAGAAGGCGGCGCGGGAGUCUACAACAUCGACUUGAAGAAGUUCUACGACCUGGCCGAUCCAGAAUGGAAGCACGACCGAGUCCCCGAGUUCUACAACGGCAAGAACAUCGCCGACUACGUCGACCCGGACAUCGAAGAGAAACUCGCCGCGCUCGAAGCCGAAGAAGAACGCUUGACCAACGAAGGCUUCUACGACGAGAGCGACAGCAUGGAGGACGAAGAGGACGCCGAGAUCCGCAUGAAGGCCGACAUGAUCCGCAACAAACGCGUGCUGAUGAUGAACGAGGCGCGCGCGAAGAAGAGUCUGAAGAACAAAGCGCAGAUCCCCCGGGCCAAGAAAUCCCGCACCCUGACCCAGAUGCAGCGACACAUGACGUCGAUCGGCCUCGACGCAUCCGCACCCGUCGACCGCGCGCGCGCAACCAUCCGCAACGCGAACGCCAAAGCCCCCUCGACCGUUGGCGGCGAUGCCAUGGACGUCGACGACACGCCGUCGCGCCGCGCCAAGUCCGUGUCCCGCGCACCCAGGACGAAUCGUCUCACAGAUGGCCUCGGCAAGACCGCCACCGGCAUCACCGACCCCGUCAAGCGCCAGAAGGCCGAGCGCAUGGCUAAGCUCGGCCAGCGACAGAUGAACCGCAUGGCCAGACAGGGCGAGGCUGAUCGUCAUGAAACCGCUUCUCUGCCGUCUCACUUGCUCAAGGGCAAGAGUAGUAUGAAGACUUCGAGAUCCAGAUAA
Messenger RNA from Exophiala bonariae, 1992 nucleotides. It is a transcript of the gene NOG1, whose product is annotated as Nucleolar GTP-binding protein 1. Lineage: Eukaryota; Fungi; Ascomycota; Eurotiomycetes; Chaetothyriales; Herpotrichiellaceae. Gene Ontology annotation, biological process: ribosomal large subunit biogenesis. Gene Ontology annotation, molecular function: RNA binding; GTPase activity; GTP binding. Gene Ontology annotation, cellular component: nucleolus. The coding region runs from base 1 to 1992 and encodes 663 amino acids. The record is from RefSeq and is a predicted model, not a curated record. The transcript is spliced from 2 exons.